Molecule: messenger RNA, 1755 nt
Organism: Ostrea edulis (European flat oyster)
Lineage: Eukaryota; Metazoa; Mollusca; Bivalvia; Ostreida; Ostreidae
Product: polyglutamylase complex subunit TTLL1-like
Exons: 15
Coding region: 150-1406 (418 amino acids)
Biological process (GO): protein polyglutamylation; microtubule cytoskeleton organization
Cellular component (GO): cilium
Molecular function (GO): tubulin-glutamic acid ligase activity; tubulin binding
Source: RefSeq, a predicted model, not a curated record
AUAACUUAAAGUCUACAAAUUCACUUCCUGUUUUCGCAUUUUCUCUGCUGGGUGAGUGUGGUUGGGAAGGACGCUUAGUUUCUCCAGCACCAUUGAAAUGAUGUGAAGAUCCCGGCAGCACCUCUUAAAACUAUCAGCAGUUUAUAAACAUGGCGAGGCUGAAGUACGCCAGUGAUAUGGACAAAUCUGUCCUUACUAACAAUUUUGAGGCUAGAGGAUGGAUCCCUGUCGGUACAGAUGAUGACUGGAACUUCUACUGGGCUAAUGUGCAGAGCAUUAGAAAUGUGUUUAGCAUCGACUGUGGAUUCCGUCUCACAGACGACCAAGUGAUCAGCCACUUCCCCAAUCAUGUUGAACUGACCAGGAAAGAUCUGAUGGUUAAGAACAUCAAGAGGUACAGGAAGGAUUUAGAUAAAGAGGGCAGUCCCCUGGCUGAGAAGGAUGAGAUGGGCCGCUACAUUCACUUAGAUUUUAUACCGCAGACUUUCAUGUUACCUGCAGACUAUAAUCUGUUUGUGGAGGAGUUCAGGAAAAAUCCCAAUACAACCUGGAUUAUGAAACCCUGUGGAAAAGCAAGAGGGGUCGGUAUAUUCCUGGUUAACAAAUUAUCGCAAUUAAAGAAGUGGUCCAGAGACAGCAAAACCAGCAACUUUACUCCACCAACUUCGAAGGAUACUUAUGUCAUCUCUAAAUAUAUUGACAACCCUCUUUUGAUUGGUGGAAAGAAAUUUGACCUUCGACUCUAUGUUUUGGUGACCUCCUUCCGACCUCUGAAGUGCUACCUAUUCCGUUUAGGGUUUGCCAGAUUCUGUACAGUGAAAUACAAUGCCAGUAUCAAUGAACUGGAUAACAUGUUCGUACAUCUCACCAAUGUCUCCAUUCAGAAGCAAGGGGAUGACUAUAAUGCAGUGCAUGGAGGGAAGUGGACAGUGCAGAAUCUCAGGCUGUUUCUGGAGGGAACAAGAGGGAAGGAGGUUACAGACAGACUUUUUGAUGAAAUGCAGUGGCAGAUUGUGCACUCUUUGAAAGCUGUGGCUGGAUGCAUAUCUAAUGACAGGCAUUGCUUUGAAUGUUACGGAUAUGAUAUAAUCAUAGAUGAUAAUUUAAAGCCUUGGUUGAUUGAGGUGAAUGCCUCACCCUCUCUGACAAGCACCACCUCCAGUGACAGAAUUAUGAAGUAUAAACUCAUCAAUGAUGUCAUCAAUAUUGUCAUUCCUCCUGGACAGGUUCCAGAUGUGAGAUGGAACAAAAUACCAGCAAAGGAGCACCUUGGAAAUUUUGAUGUUCUGUAUGACGAAGAAUUGGCACAGCAGGAUCUAAUCGGGGGGGAUCCAAGGAAGUUAGGUCCUGGAACAUUUAGAGGAAAGCGGGAUGGGAGCCGGCCCUCACCAGCGACAUGGAAAUGAACCCCAGGAGCAGACACGUGUACCAAGCGACGUGGAAAUGAACCCCAGGAGCAGACACGUGUACCAAGAAAGACUUGUACAGAUUUUGUUUCUCAGUACAUGUAAUUUGCUGUGAUAAACUUUUUUUGGGGGUCAACUGGAUUCCUCUCCUUUUAGAGUCUUGAACUCAGUGGAAAUAGAUCUGUAUGAUCAUGUGCUGACUUGUUUGUAGAAUAGGAAAGUUUUCAGGAUCUUAAUGAUCAACUCUUGCAAACUGUGAUGUUUUGUAUUCCGCCCAAUUCAUAAUACAUGUAUAUAUUGAUGUAUGAAUAUUGUGAUAUUUGAUUAAAAAACAGGAAGAAAAAAGAAA